GAAACGCUGGUCAAGUCUGUCGGCUGAAUCCCGCAACCGGAUACCGACUACAGUUGCACGCCAGGAGCACCAACAUCCAGCCUUUGCUCCCGCAUCCCUACAUUGCUACCUCGUCCGAAAGUGCUGCUCGCACCGAACGCUCACCCACAUAUAUUAUUGAGACUGAGAAAGCAGUCUGAGGACCACCCGGCGUGGACCCUCACAACCACUCAGGGGAGACACCAGGCGCGCUUGCAAGAGCAUCGUGUGCGGUACCUGAGCUUCGUCUUGUGCUUCUCGCUGCGAAGAUGGCUCAUCCUCCUCCCUCGUACUCUCCCUAUCUGGGUGAGACGCCCGAGGCCGGACCCAGCUCACCCUUCACUGCAGCCAGAAGGCUCUCACGCCCCUACUCGCCUGUUCCUCGGUCUCCCUCUAGCAUGACAGGAGAUGGACGUCGACCCUCUGGCAGUCUUCAGACACCCUCGAGCCCCCUCCGGCGGGUAGCCUCGCCCUUCGAAGGCGGUCCCGCAGACGAGAACAACCCUGGCCGGCGGCCCUCGUGCGAGUCCUUCCGCACAGUAGGCAGGAGCAGCUUCUCUGGGCCUCCCUCGCCCAACAGGGCGGCCCCACAGACCGCCUCUGCCUCUUCCUCCUUUGCAGGACCUUCUUCACCCGCUUCGACAGCAAGCCUGCCUUCACCACCACCACCACGGCCGGGCCCCCUAAAGCGACCGAUACGAGGCUUGUCCCUCAAUAUCCCACCGGGCCCACUGGCAUACGGCGGCCUGACUCAAGUCGUUUCAUCUGGCAGUAGCGAUGGCGGGAUGCUCCAGGACAAGGCGUCUGCUCCUCCAGUCACAGCCUUAGAAGGGCCCGCAUCGAUAGUGGAAGCUGCCUCUUGGGGCCCUAGCGGCAGUCCAAGGAGGAGUAGCAUGACUAGCGUCCAUGUCAAUCUAUCUCCACGGUCAUCGCCGCGGAAGACGCCAUCGUCUGCUACUUUGCCGCUCAAGGCAGGCUUGUCCAAGAAGCGCCCAGCGCGGUUGAAUCUAGCCCCCUCGCCAUCUACGCCCAACUUUGUGGCUCAGCAGGGGGACAUCGAAGGAGGAGCAGAGGAGGAAUCAGAGACAAGAGAUGGCGUUGAGGAUGAACUGCCUCGACAGGCAGAGACAGGACGGGGAGACAGUCUACGCGUGCCCGGCCCAGCCAACCCUCCGAGGCAUCAGUACUCUUCGACUGUGGACGAAGUGGCAGCGAGGAGAGAGACCUCACCCUCUUCGGCCAAACGCAUGGGCGUCGAGCUGUCGCCGAUACAGGAGAGGGAGAAGCAGAAUCUACGCAACACCUUGACAGGUAGACCACGCAGACGGCCCAGUAUGCCCUUUUCCAAUGUCAGGUCUGAACGUACAGUCUCCGCAAAACAACUUUCACAGCCAGUCAGCAAAAAGUCGCUUCCAGAGUCCUGGCAAGACCCAUCCGAGCACUCGCUCUCGGGCGAAGGCUCUAGCUUGCAACAUGCGCGAAGCGUCUACGCUGCUGGCCCCAUUGAGGUUCUGCCUGGCCUAUUCUUGGGUGACGAGCACAACGCGAAAGACGACGACCUCUUGGCCGAGUACAAUAUCACGACUAUACUCGAUGUUGCAAAGGAGACACUCUCCCCUCUGCCGUCAAUUGCGAGUACGGCUAGUCGAGGUCCAAGGACCGUCGGCCCAGAUCGAUGGUACUCCGUGUUGCCUGCCCUUCCCGAGACUCGUGGCCGCUCACCUGGCGCAAGAGCCUUCUCGAUGUUGCCCGUCCUUGAACACGAGACUUACCUCACUCCUUCUGCAUCGCGCUUCUCUGGAGGUCUCGGAAGCAAGGACAAUACUCCUUCCGCAAUGAACUUUCCCGCAGAUGCUCAUCAGACUCCUCUGCAGCGCUCUCCGAGUGUGGUCCCGCUGCAGCAACCCCCACCACCGAGUAUCAUGGAGCAUGGGCCAUCUCCGCCUUCUCAUCUUCUACGCAACUCGCUCUCUACGCCUAAUCUCCAGCUAGAGUUCAAGCUGGAUGGAAGCUCGGAUGUAGAAGGUGACCAGAACGGCGCUCCGAGCAGUAGCGUAGGAACAUCUACAGACGAGGAGUCUGAGGCGCGGGCUUCGGACCGGGGAGCCUUUUCUAUUGCGUCUGAUGCCAGUAGUGCUGUGACGGAAGCCACAUCUCCUGGAACUUCUUCAGAAGCUGACGAAGAGCGGGGCAGCAAGGAAAGGCAUGGGAGUGGGAUUGGUGACAGUCGCAGUCCAAUUGAGCGGCUGAUGCCUCCGGCCGUCGAAUUGCCGCAAGAUGCGCUCAUCUCCGUCAUUCCUCCUUCGCCCAUCUCUGGCCGAACCGAAGCCAUCAACUACGUCAAGCUUCCCUGGACACACGAGCAGACCGAGCUCGCCUUGCCUGGAGGAGGCUUCGUGCAGGGCUGUGCGAUCAUAGCUCACUGCCUCGGCAUAGAUUACUUUGGUCGCCCUCUUAUCGAUCCUGACUCCGGACAGAGUGUCAAGAGGGGCAACGUACUCGUGCACUGCCAGUGCGGAGUCUCCCGGAGCGCUACCCUGACCAUUGCCUUUGUGAUGCAAUGCGCUGCUCUCAACUACCCCUUUGACAAGACUAGAAGUCUGACGGGAAUGCACGAUUGCUACAAUCUGGUCAAGGACCUCUCCUCGAGUGUAUCGCCGAACAUCUCUCUGAUCUAUCAGCUAGUGGAGUGGGAGAGACAUUUGAGCAGUGAAGCUGCUCGGCUGCGGGAAGCCUUGAAUGCUAGCACGCAGGAGCAGCUAGUCGAGAGUGGACUAUUGCACGCUACUCGUGCUGCCUCGACUGAAUCCCUACAAGGGGCCGGCGGCGACCCUUCGACGUCGACUUCACCCAGCGAUGGCUCAUCCAAAGUCACUCCAGCCGUACAGGUGGGAUGGUCCAACGAUGCAAUGGGCGAGGAGGAGUGGACAAGAAUGCGUCGCGAGGAGGAGCAAAAGGAGGAGGUGGAGCGUUCUGAACGCAAAAGACUCGUCGAGGAAGAGGCCAAGCGACAGGCAGAGGAAAGGCGCAGGAGAGAGGAGCGGGGAGGGAGUAGUGUUGCUUCACCUGCAGGAAGGGACGCUUCGAUGGGACGAGAUAGGUCCUUCAGUGGGGGGCUCAGUGCAAGGAGACGCAAGCAGGCACCAUCUCUGCAGCUUGGCAGCGGUGCCACUCGCUCAAGCGGCGGUAGUGCCGGCGUGCCCACUCUGACUGUCACCUCUUCUUCAAGCGGCGGCGGCGGCGGCGGUGGUGGCGGCGCUAGCUCGACCUCCUCCUCCUCCUCUGAUCUGGAUGCUCCGUUGCGCAGUGCUAGACUAGAUGGUGCCUUCCCUUCGGGACUAGCCGCCGCAAGCGAGUCUGCGAAUUCGGUCCCUCGGUCCCGAUCGGGAUCAGGGAGAGGCGGCGCACCACCCUCUCUGGCCCGACUGCUGGAGAAGACUUCCAUUGCUGAGGAGAAUGAGCAGCCCGAGUCGCCGCUGCGCACCGCCACUGCCUCGUCUGGGUUGUUCCCUGCUCAUGGGUCGGAUACACCCAAGGUGGCAGAGUCAGUCUCUGGUCUCUCUGACACGCUCGCGACUAGUGAGCCCAAGGACUCCGUUGCAACAGAGCAGGCUGGCUCCACUUCUGCUGGCGAGUCGACUCCGAAGUUCCUCUCAGCAGCAGGAGCGAGCGCAAGACCCUACUCCUUUGACGCACUACCGUCCGAGAAGGCCUCUGCCUCGACCGGGGACGAGGAGAGCGAGAAGCAGAAGCUUCGUCCUUCCUUUCCGGGCUCAUGGACCAUGCGUCAGUCCCUCUCGCACGGAGCUCUCCCGCCUUCUCUUCUACUCAGCAACGCCGGCACCACUGCCAUCGAUGGUGCUUCUCAUGUCGGCCCUGCCGCUGCUGCUUCUUCAUCCAUUGUUCCACCUCCCACUUUUAGGCCUCGCGUCAAUUUCGGACUGGGAAAAGGUGGGAUGAGCAGUGCGGAAAGAAAGAUGCAGCAUCGUCGUACCUUUUCGAGUGAGGUCAAGUGGGACGCAAUUCUUGCGAAGGCUACAGCUACGUCGAGCGCGACGAUUGCGACGGUAGCUCCUGCUGCUGCUGCUGGGGUGGUGACUGAGGAGCAGGACAAGUCGGGUGUGGCGGACCGUCAAAAUGAGAGCGGACGUGAUGGCAAGACUUUGCAGGAAGGAACAGGAGCGAUAGCGGCAGCGGCAGCGGCAGGAGUGCAGACUCAGCGACCUGGCCUUCUGCGGCAGGUGAGCGAGGGGAACAAUGUCCCGCGGAGAGGCUUGGAGGGCAGGCCAGCGUGAGAGGGACAGUCAGAUAGAAUAUUUUCCUCUC
Messenger RNA from Microstroma glucosiphilum, 4344 nucleotides. RefSeq lists its product as hypothetical. Gene Ontology annotation, cellular component: cytoplasm. The transcript has a single exon. Gene Ontology annotation, biological process: protein dephosphorylation; negative regulation of MAPK cascade. The coding region runs from base 288 to 4313 and encodes 1341 amino acids. Lineage: Eukaryota; Fungi; Basidiomycota; Exobasidiomycetes; Microstromatales; Microstromataceae. Gene Ontology annotation, molecular function: protein tyrosine/threonine phosphatase activity; MAP kinase tyrosine/serine/threonine phosphatase activity. The record is from RefSeq and is a predicted model, not a curated record.